AUGAUAUUUCUCAGACAGGUUUGGGCGCUAAUCCGGAAGAACUUGUUGAUUACCAUUGUGCGCCCUUGGUUUACGACCCCUCUUCGAGCUCUUCUCCUACCCGUGGUUUUUAUUGCGUUCAUAUCAUACGCCAAAAACCUUUUUAUUCCCCCCUCGAAAUAUGGAAUCGCCGAUGCGACGCCCGUCCGUUCUUUUGUUGAUUCCCUGAAUUCUGCUCCAGGCGGCAGGGAUAAGAUCGUUUUCGUUAACAAUGGAUUUACCGAGGGUGAUAUCGAUCGUGUAAUUGCACAAGUUGCACAACCUGCAAGAGCAAACGGGAAGAAAGUGGACAUUCUUUCAUCGACCGAACAGCUUCAAGACUCUUGCCGAAGUACUCUUCGCGGCACUUCGCCGUGUAUUGUCGCUGCUGUUUUCUUCUCAUCUCCCCGUGAAGGCUAUGGAGGGAUAUGGAACUAUUCGAUCAGGGCUGAUCGGGCUCUGGGAACCAAAAUCGACGUUACAUCAUCGAAGAAUGAUGCUCAGAUUCUCAUCCUACCUUUCCAACAUGCGGUUGAUUGGGCGAUUGCAUCUGUGACUGGAUCAUCCAAUACGGCACAACUUCCAGAGAAGGUUAUGGAAUACUCAUAUACAUCGAUGACUGAUGCGGAACGAAAAGAGCAAAUUCGAAUCCGUUAUAUGGGCGCCAUAGUCGAUAUUCUCGGUGUCGCUAUCUUUAUCGGCAUGGUUGGCGUAACAUACCAGCUGACAGGUCUAAUUGCAUCUGAGCGAGAGCUGGGCAUAAGCCAACUUAUUGAUUGUAUGAUGCCGAACAAAGCUCGCUGGCAGCCACAAGCCGCUCGACUCAUUUCAGCGCACCUUGCCCUAGACAUCAUCUAUGCUCCCGGAUGGAUUAUAAUGGCUGGCAUUCUGAAGACUGGCGUAUUCACUAAUACCUCAGUCUGGAUUCUAAUCUGUUUUCAUUUUCUGACAGGGUUGUCAUUAUCCUCCUUUUCUCUCUUUGGUGGAUCGUUUUUCAAAAAGUCUCAACUCAGUGGCAUUGCCGCUGUUAUUUCAUGCCUUCUACUAGGUAUAAUAUCCCAGAUGGUGGUUGUUAGGUCCAAUGCCGCCGUCAUUAUGCUUAGUCUCUUCUUCCCUCCGAUGAACUACGUUUAUUUCACCAUCUUAGUGGCUCGGUGGGAGACGCAAGAUUUGGCCACUAACUUGGUUAAGGCGGCACCCAAAAAUCCAUGGACUACACCAGGCAUCGUCCUAUGGAUACUUUUAAUCCUUCAGAUCAUUGUUUACCCUAUGUUAGGAGCCUACGUGGAAUGUGUUCUUUAUGGUACAGCCUCAAAGGGUAGAAAGCGCACAACAUCGGAGGCAGAUAAUUUCCCGGCUGUGUCAAUCACCGGCUUCACCAAAGAAUACCGACCAAACUGGUUCUACAGAAACAUCGCACCCAUUUUCGGUAGCCGCAGGCAAACUGUUCUGGCUGUUAAUAAUCUGAAUCUAAAUGUUGUGAAGGGUGAAAUCAUGAUCCUUCUUGGCGCCAAUGGAAGCGGAAAGUCCACUACACUUGAAGCAAUUUCUGGAUUAUCAAAGAUUACCUCCGGAGAAAUAGCUGUCAAUGAUUCCGGUGAGGCUGGUGGAUUCGGCCUGUGUCCGCAGCGCAAUGUUUUGUGGGAUCUCCUAACUGUCAAGGAGCACAUCCGGAUAUUCAAUCUCCUAAAGGCUGGCAGGGUUACGGAUACCAAUGAGCAGAUAAUGGAUCUUAUCAAGGCAUGUGAUUUGGAGAGAAAGAUAAAUUCUCGGUCUAAAACUUUGUCUGGUGGCCAGAAGCGGAAAUUGCAGAUGGCUAUGAUGUUUACUGGCGGAUCUACUGUUUGUUGUGUUGACGAGGUUUCUUCAGGCCUUGACCCAAUUUCCCGAAGAAAGGUGUGGGACAUCCUUCUAGCUGAACGUGGUGUCCGAUCCAUCCUGCUUACCACCCACUUUUUGGAUGAAGCUGAGCUGCUCGCUGAUCAUAUUGCAAUCCUAUCAAAAGGUGUUCUCAAGGUAGAGGGCACUAGUGUCGAGCUCAAACAUCAACUCGGUUCUGGGUAUAGGAUUCAUGUUUACCACGUCCCUGGAUUCGAGAAGUCAACUUUACCUCAUUUUGAGGGGAUCCCUUAUGAAACGCACUAUGAUGAGACAACCUACACCGUAAGUGACUCUUCCCAAGCUGCGGAUUUUGUGAUGAAACUGGAAGAGCAGGGAAUUAAGGAAUACCGUGUCAGCGGUCCAACAAUUGAAGACGUGUUCCUGAAGGUCGCAGAGGAGAUUCAACCUGGACCUAUCUCUCUAGACGAUGACGAGGAAGCUACUGAAGUCAAAGAGGAGAUGGAUAAAAAAUCGCCGCCACAGCUAUUACCAGGCAGACGGAUAGGAAUGAGGCACCAGGCUUGGAUUCUGUUUUGCAAACGGGCAAUAAUUCUACGCCGGAACUAUCUCCCCUAUCUAGUGGCUUUCCUGCUGCCAGUGGUUGCAGCAGGGUUGGUGACGUUGUUCCUCAAGGAUUUCAAGAGACCUGGGUGUUCCGGUCCAGACACAGUCCGCGAGACGAAAAUUCAUUCUUUGCUCUCCAAUAUUGAUAUCGAGUUAGUGGUGGGUCCAGCGAGCAAACUAUCGCUCUCUUCGUUAAGGUUGCUAGCAUCGUCUCUCGGAGUGCCAGCUUCCUCAGGAAUGAAUUCUACUUCGUUAAUGGAUAAAAUUCGCAUGGUAGAAACACUGCAAGAGUUCAAUGGUUAUAUUGAGAGACGUUUCCAUAACGUUAUGCCGGGAGGAUUUUUCUUAGGUGAUGGCUCGUCCCCACUGACCUUUGCCUGGCGAGGGAAUGGGGACAUUUCGUUUGCUACGAGCGUUCAAAACACAAUGGACACCAUAUUAACGAACAUCACCAUCGGGAACCAAUACCAGGCAUUGAGUAUUCCCUGGGCAGCUGAUUCGGGGAAGUCGCUACAGUUGAUUACGUACUUCGGCUUAGCUUUGGCGGUCUACCCUGCAUUCUUCGCUCUCUACCCUACAAUUGAGCGACUCAGGAAUGUACGAGGUCUACACUAUAGCAACGGUGUACGAAGCCUACCGCUCUGGCUGGCAUAUGCUGCAUUCGAUUUUCUCAUCGUUCUGACAGUGAGCAUUGUUGUCAUUGGUGUAUUUGUGGGAGCGUCCGGUGCUUGGUAUCACGCUGAGUACCUAUUCGUAGUGCUAUUACUUUACGGAUUGGCAUCUAUACUAUUUUCCUACGUCGUAUCCACCUUUUCGAGGUCUUCCCUGGCUGCUUUCGCUUUUGCGGCUGGUGGUCAAGCGGUCAUGUUUUUAAUUUACUUCAUUGCGUACAUGUCUGUGUUAACAUAUGCUCCGACAAACCGAGUCGAUUCCUUCGUCAAUAUUGCCCACUUCGUGAUUGCCUCCUUGUCGCCCAUUGGCAACGUGCAACGAUCGAUGUUUACAUCCCUGAACAUGUUCUCGAUUCUCUGUGACGACAAAGAAGUCAUCUCAUACCCCGGCAAGAUUACUCUUUAUGGAGGCCCUAUUUUGUACCUUAUUCUCCAGUCAUUCUCGCUAUUAGGAUUGCUACUAUGGUGUGAUAGCGGACCGCUAUUUCGGAAACUGCGUGGCCAAUGCAAGCCCGAAGAUACUGAAGAAAUUAUGGACACUGAUGCGGAUAUCAAGCAGGAACUCGCCCGGGUUUCGAGUGCAACUGAUGGUCUUCAAGUAUUACAUCUUAACAAAAGUUUCGGAAAAUCUGUUGCUGUCCAAGAUGUUACAUUUGGCGUUUCUCGAAGUCAAGUUUUCGCACUUCUUGGGCCUAAUGGGGCCGGAAAAUCAACAACAAUCAGCCUUAUCAGGGGAGACAUCCAGCCAUCACGAAAAGGGGGAGAAAUAUUUGUCGAGAAUGUUUCCGUCUUGAAACAACGCGCUACCGCCCGCUCUUACCUGGGGGUCUGCCCUCAAUUCGACGCAAUGGACCAGAUGACUGUCAUUGAGCAUUUGAGAUUCUACGCUCGGAUUCGCGGCGUGUCAGAUGUUGAGCAUAACGUCCAGGAAGUAAUCCUGGCAGUUGGCCUCACUGCCUACAGUCACUGCAUGGGUGGGCAACUCUCCGGUGGAAAUAAGCGCAAGCUCUCCCUUGGAAUCGCACUCAUGGGAAAUCCAACAGUUUUGCUACUUGACGAGCCUUCAUCUGGCAUGGAUGCAGCUUCAAAACGUGUCAUGUGGCGAACCCUGGCGUCGGUAGUUCCUGGUCGCUCCCUCGUUCUAACAACGCACUCCAUGGAGGAGGCCGAUGCGCUUGCCAAUCGAGCAGGAAUCAUGGCAAAGAAAAUGCUUGCCCUUGGAACCACGGAUUAUCUGCGCCGCAAAUAUGGCAACGUGUAUCAUGUCCACUUCGUGCAUGCAGAUGCCCCCCGCACGGACGACGCUACAAUGGACCGGAUCCGAACUUGGGUCAUAGAGACUUUCCCAGGCGCAGUCAUCGAACAGAAGACAUACCAUGGCCAAAUGCGAUUCAGCGUACCUGCCUCAUCCUCCACAAACAUAUGCCCAGAUACGGAGAGAAUUUCCCAUCACUUCGGUCACGGAAAGUUGUCAAGGCAAUGCUCUACCGCGGAUAGUUCAUCUGGUAUUGGUAGCCUCUUCACCCUUCUAGAGCGGAACAAGCAGAAAUUCGGCUUCCAGUACUACUCUAUCAGUCAAACGACGUUAGAUCAGGUAUUUCUGUCUAUCGUUGAGAAGCAUCAUGUCGAAGAAGAAGGAGGGUAG
Molecule: messenger RNA, 4779 nt
Organism: Paracoccidioides lutzii Pb01
Product: nod factor export ATP-binding protein I
Exons: 4
Coding region: 1-4779 (1592 amino acids)
Biological process (GO): transmembrane transport; lipid transport
Cellular component (GO): intracellular membrane-bounded organelle; membrane
Molecular function (GO): ATP binding; lipid carrier activity; ABC-type transporter activity
Source: RefSeq, a predicted model, not a curated record